GGUCUCAGCAGAGCAUUCUGCCGUUGUGUCCUUCAGCCAGACGCCAGGACAGAGACAUGCUCCAUCACAAGGCUCUCCAGGAGACCUGUGAUUGGUCAGGACGCUGCUUCCUCUGAAGCUGAACUAAACGUCUUUAAUGAUGAUGAUUCUAUCCGUGAGCUUCAAGAUGUUCAGCUGAAGUGGAUUUCCAUCAGUCUUGAGGACUUCCUGCUGAAGCUCAUCAGUACAGCAGUAAUCGAGUAAAGGAGCGUCUGCUGCACAUGUCCGUGUCCUUGGACGAGGCGUUGAUCUGAAGCGAUGUGACAGUGCUGUAGCUCAGAGGUCACCUGUGGAUUCUCGUGGAGAGAUGGUGGGCGUGGUGGCAUGUGGCUCUGUGAGCUCCAUCAAAGCUUUGUGGGAGACCCGAAUCAAGAAGAGGAAAGAGGAGCAGGAGCAGAGGAAGAAUGCCAGGGGAGGAGCCACAGACAGACUUGGUGUUCGAGUCUGGGAGGACCGAGUGGUUCUUGCUCGACUGAAGGAGAAACUUCAGACCAAAGAUGGGCGACUUGUCCUUCAAGUGGAAAAUGAGGAGUGGAAGUCUUUGCCAGGAUGUCUGGCCCAGCUGAGUCAGGUCCAAGAGUGGCAGAUCCACCGCGCCGGCCUGCUGAAGAUCCCUCAUUUCAUCUCCAGCUUCCAGAACCUUCUGGUCCUUGAUCUUUCUCGUAACACACUGUCUGAGAUCCCAGAGCAGAUUGGGAAACUGACCCGGCUCAGAGAACUGAUGCUGAGCUGCAACAGAAUCCAGUUUGUUCCUGCCGAGCUGAGUGGAUGUGAGAGUCUGGAGCGACUGGACCUGGCCAUGAAUCGGGACCUUAAUGAGCUCCCAGAUCAGCUGAGGAACCUGACCCGGCUGCAGCACCUGGAUCUGUCCAUGAACGACUUCAGCGUCCUGCCUGCAUGUGUGGUCUCGCUGCCGGCGCUCCGGUGGCUGGAUGUGGGCGGGAACCGUCUGCAGCAUCUACCUGAGGACAUCCACAGGAUGGAGAGUCUGCACACGCUGUGGCUGCAGAGGAACCAGCUGGAGAAGAUCCCGGAUAACAUCAGCAGGAUGGAGAGUCUGGACACGCUGGUCCUCAGCGGCAACAGGCUGAGGGACAUCCCAGCACUGAUGGAGGGCAUGUCCAACCUCAGGUUUGUGAAUUUCCGAGACAACCCUCUGGCUCUGGACUUGACUCUGUAUCCAAAGAUCCCAGCUGAGGACGGAGAAGACGAAGAGGACAGGGAAAUGUUUGGACGAGAGUUCAUGCAAAUGUACAUCCGGGUGAGCAGAGAGAGGGCGCAUGCUGCGCUGAACGAGCACCGAGUGACCCAGUAAGACGGUUCUGUGGAUGGAGAUGUGUCCUCAGUCUGAACUCAACCCCUGGUGUCCAAAAUCACAGCUCCAUCAGUCCCUAGUCCUCCCCAGCCUCCGUCAGGGAGGUAGCAGCACAUCUCCGAUCGCCGUGGAAGCAGGAGGGGUGCCACAACACGCCUGGGACAAUUACUGCACUAACUGAUGGGGAAUAAGUAGUUUAGAAAUGUUCCCACGGCCGACACGCCCCUGCAGCACCGCUGUAGUUCUGGUGCAACACGUGUGUUAUUGGUUUUAAUGAUGAAGGCACCGGAUACCUCCUGCUGUCAGGAUUUGAUCUAACGGAGCCUGCACUGGGCUGGGUUAGAAACCCGUCUAACAAUAAUAGAUCUGUAAAGUCUUCGACCACGUCCUCCGCUCUCCGUCGACCUCUCCCUUCUUCCAUGCUUGCAAAGUUCUGAUUGGCUUAAGUGAGUCUUGUAGCUGUGAUUGGUGUUCUGUUGUGUCCAGUAUUUUCAAUUACCCAGCGUGUUUGUAUGUUGAAUUGAUGUGUGAGUGGUGUGGUGUAAGCUAGAUGUUUAUCAGAGUCUUUGUAUCUGAAAGAAAUUGUGAAAUCUGGGAGUAAAAGAAUUAGUUGUCUGCUGUAAACUAGAGAGUUGAUUAUUAAUAAAACAGCUUCAGACACAA
Nothobranchius furzeri (turquoise killifish) is the source of this 2017-nucleotide messenger RNA. RefSeq names its product leucine rich repeat containing 39 (gene lrrc39). Gene Ontology annotation, biological process: signal transduction. Gene Ontology annotation, molecular function: protein binding. The record is from RefSeq and is a predicted model, not a curated record. NCBI's taxonomy places the organism in Eukaryota, Metazoa, Chordata, Actinopteri, Cyprinodontiformes, Nothobranchiidae.